CGGGUGGAAGCAUGGCCUCGGUGACCAGUCUACGCCGCCCAUCCGGAGCCCAGAUGACGUCGUCGAUCUCCCAGAUGGCCAGCCUGUUAGAGUGCCCCGUGUGCAGGGAGUACGCGCUGCCUCCCAUCAUGCAGUGCGAGAACGGCCACCACCUGUGCGCCAUCUGCCGGAAGAAAGUGGCCAAGUGCCCCGUCUGUCGCGCGCCCAAAGGGAGGAACAGGAACCUGGCCUUGGAGAAGCUGGCGGAAACGGCGAUGUUCCCAUGCAAGUACCGCCUCAAGGGCUGCGCUGCUGUUCUCCUAAUCGCCGCCAAAAAGAAGCACGAAGAGUCGUGCGAGCACGGACCGUGUCCUUGCGUCCUCGGUUUGAAGUCGUGCAAGUGGCGAGGACCGCUACAAGAAGUCGUGGACCACAUUCUUCGCUCGCACGACUUCGUUCCAAGAUUACAAGGCGAGAAUGUUGUCCUCACCGCGACGCGCUUCAACCGCGCCGAGGCCUUCUGCUGGGUGGCGCUGCAGUCGUGCCUGGGCCGCGACUUCGUCGUGAUGCUCAAGAAGAGGAACAACUAUCGCGACCGCUUCUUCGGCGUCGUCCUGCUGGUGGGCUCGACCGAGGAAGCGCGGCGCUUCGUGUACCGACUACAGCUCUGCGGUGCCGAACACAGGCUCACCUGGGAGGCCAAACCCCGGAGCCUGCACUCUCGGCCCGAGACGGUCAAGAGCGGAGACGGCCUGGCCUUCGACAUGCGCACCGCCGAGCGGCUCAGCAACGGCGCCGACCUCAACGUGGACGUGGCCAUACGUCUCGCGUCUAUGAGCGGCGAUAUUGGGCUGUAGACACGUGGGGGCAUGGCCGGCUGGCAAAACCAAUUACCGGGAUGACAUUCGGAACUGCGUAUUUCAGAACCCUGCAUGACGUUGUACGCGUAUGUAGUCUUCUGCUGCGGAAGGAUUAACGCGAUAAAUUUGUGUAUUUAGGAUAAAUUGA
Messenger RNA from Dermacentor silvarum, 987 nucleotides. Its product is annotated as E3 ubiquitin-protein ligase Siah1. Gene Ontology annotation, molecular function: ubiquitin conjugating enzyme binding; zinc ion binding; ubiquitin protein ligase activity. Lineage: Eukaryota; Metazoa; Arthropoda; Arachnida; Ixodida; Ixodidae. Gene Ontology annotation, biological process: multicellular organism development; proteasome-mediated ubiquitin-dependent protein catabolic process. The record is from RefSeq and is a predicted model, not a curated record. The coding region runs from base 12 to 836 and encodes 274 amino acids. The transcript has 4 exons. Gene Ontology annotation, cellular component: cytoplasm.